Molecule: messenger RNA, 435 nt
Organism: Symbiodinium sp. CCMP2456
Lineage: Eukaryota; Dinophyceae; Suessiales; Symbiodiniaceae
Source: the annotation of a GenBank genome assembly
AUGCAGGUCUUCCGGCACGUCGUUUUUGGCCUCCUCAAGGACCUGGCCCUGUUCGCAUCUGCCGCCGUCAGUGUGGCUGGCGCAAAAGGCAAACGCACAUCGAGCGCCACACUUCUCAACCAGCUGAUGUCCUUUGCUGCGGUGGCCGGCAUCACGAUGUCUGGCGCGAUGCAAGCCCCAAUCUUCCAGCAUGACAUGGAGAAGUCCACCCAGGAAGUGCUCGCACUGUGGGAGGAAGUGCUCAGCUACCUGUGUUUGCCGGUUGCCUUCGCACAGGGGCAAACGCCCGGUGAGGCCGGCGCGUCAUGGGAGGCUGGCACUGCAUUGGAUGAAGUUUGUGCUUCCUCGGGAUGCGACAGGAGUGCUUACUUGGAAGCCUUGGAUUGCAGCCAACGCUCCAGCGUGCACACAUCCUGGCCUCUGUUUGGCCAGUGA